ACACCAUACUAAUUCUUUUGUUAUAGAAGUUGACUUUCGACACAAAACUCGUAGGGGGAUCUCUCCCAAGACCUUUGAUUCUUCGAUCGUUUGAAUACAGUUUCAGAUUUUCUGGGCAAAAUCUUGUGAAGAUCAAUCAUCGCAUCGUGUAUAUAUUCGGUGGAUUCAAAUCCUCCUCUAAACUCUGCUUAUAUACAGCCAUUUUGGUUUCCUCUCAUAAAUAGCUUAGCACUACAUCCAAAGCCGCCAUGGCUGUGUCUUGUAUCUGGCUAAUGUUCUUCUUUUCCCUCUUUGGCCAUGGUGUUCUUGAGCUCGUUGAGGCUUUCCACCAUGUUUACCUAAACGUACAUCAAACUGCACAAUAUUCUACUUCUGGGAAUCAGCCUUACCGAACUUCUUAUCACUUCCAGCCUCCCAAAAAUUGGAUGAAUGAUCCUAAUGGACCAAUGUUACGAUUGGGAAUCUACCAUCUGUUCUACCAAUAUAACCCAAAAGCUGCAGUUUGGGGCAGCAAUGUUAUCUGGGGCCACUCUACAUCAACGGAUCUCGUGAAUUGGACCCCACAUGAUCCAGCAAUCUACCCAUCACAGCAGUCUGAUAUCAACGGCUGCUGGUCGGGUUCCACCACGAUCCUCCCCGGAGGCCACCCAGUCAUCCUCUACACUGGAAUUGACACUGAGAAUCGCCAAGUCCAAAACUUGGCUGCGCCCAAAAACUUUUCUGACCCAUUCCUUAGGGAAUGGGUUAAGUUUAAACAUAAUCCACUACUGACACCCAAUUCCAAGAACAAAAUCAAUGCAACCUAUUUCAGAGACCCAUCCACUGCUUGGCUUGGCUGUGAUGGGAAUUGGAGAGUGAUCAUUGGGAGCCAAAAGAAAGAACGGGGUUUAGCAAUUCUCUUUAAGAGUAAUGAUUUUGUUCAUUGGGAAGAAGCUGAAAAACCACUUUACUCUGCUAAUAAGGACACAGGAAUGUGGGAAUGUCCUGAUUUUUAUCCAGUUUUGAUCAAAAGCGCACUUGGUAUUGACACUUCAAGUAAUGGUCCGGAUGUCAGAUAUGUGCUCAAGGUGAGCUUCUUUAGGACACCACAUGAUUACUACAUGAUCGGGACUUAUAACCCGGACAAGGAUAUCUUCAUUCCGGACAACGGACCAUUUAAAGACUCGAGCUUGAGAUAUGAUUAUGGAAAAUUUUAUGCCUCAAAGACUUUCUUUGACAACAAGUACCCACUCCACAGAAGAAUCUUGUGGGGUUGGGUAAAUGAAUCUUCAAGUGCCAUUGAUGAUAUCAAGAAGGGAUGGUCUGGAGUUCAGGCGAUUCCAAGGAGUAUUUGGCUCGAUAAAUCUGGAAAACAAUUGGUGCAAUGGCCAAUCAAAGAAAUUGAAACGUUGCGUGGAACCCAGAUUGAGUUGCCUUACCAGGUGCUGAGUGGCGGAUCGGUGCUUGAAGUUUCUGGUCUCACAGCAGCACAGGCAGACGUUGUGAUUUCAUUUGAAAUAAGCGAUUUUAUUAAAGCUGAAGUGCUGGAUCCAAGUUGGACCAACCCACAAGUAAUUUGUAGUCGAAAGGAUGCAUCAGUUAAAGGUGGCCUAGGGCCCUUUGGGUUGCUAGUUUUGGCUUCGGAAGGCCUGCAGGAAUAUACAGCAGUAUUCUACAGAAUAUUCAAAGGCCAUAACAAAUAUGUCAAAUAUGUGGUGCUGAUGUGCAGCGACCAAAACAGAUCUUCCUUGAAUCAAGAUAAUGAUAAGACCACUUAUGGGGCAUUUGUGGAUGUGGACCCUGUUCAGGAGAAGCUGUCACUCAGAAGCUUGAUUGAUCACUCUAUCGUGGAGAGCUUUGGUGCAGAAGGAAAGGCUUGCAUCACAGCUAGGGUUUAUCCUACAUUGGCCAUUAAUGAUGCUGAGGCUCACUUGUAUGUUUUCAAUAAUGGAACUGAGAAUAUUGGGAUCACCAGAUUGAGUGCUUGGAGCAUGAAGAAAGCUCAAAUAAAUUGAUCAAACAAAUUAAGAUCA
Molecule: messenger RNA, 2012 nt
Organism: Juglans regia (Persian walnut)
Lineage: Eukaryota; Viridiplantae; Streptophyta; Magnoliopsida; Fagales; Juglandaceae
Product: fructan 6-exohydrolase-like
Exons: 7
Coding region: 249-1994 (581 amino acids)
Biological process (GO): carbohydrate metabolic process
Molecular function (GO): hydrolase activity, hydrolyzing O-glycosyl compounds
Source: RefSeq, a predicted model, not a curated record